This is a messenger RNA of Trypanosoma theileri, 663 nucleotides long. RefSeq lists its product as uncharacterized. Gene Ontology annotation, cellular component: membrane. Bases 1 to 663 code for a protein of 220 amino acids. The transcript has a single exon. Lineage: Eukaryota; Euglenozoa; Kinetoplastea; Trypanosomatida; Trypanosomatidae. The record is from RefSeq and is a predicted model, not a curated record.
AUGGCGGGCGGGCGCGAUGAUCCUCCAUGGGCCACAUUCUUGACCUGUUGUUUAAGUCAUUUGGCGCUAUUUCCUACCAUGAAAUUUCUUCAUCGACAAAACAUGCUCUACGAGUUUUCUCUCUCUUGUUUUGCUGCCUUGGUAUCAUUUAUGUAUCAUACAUCGGAGUGCUUUCAUAGACGAUUAUUUCUCUCAACUUUGCAAUGGCAUCGAUUAGACAACAUUGGUGCUAUUUCCUCGAUUACCAUUACAUGUCUUCACCUUUCGUGUUUUGAAUCAGAGACGGUAAUGGAUAAUCUUAAAUUUGUUUUUUUCUUUGCGACUUUAAUUCUCCAGGAAUUUGAUCCGUGGAAUGUUACCUACACGGUACUGCCUGUUUUUUUGGGCGCUCUCAUGGUACUUAUGUCGCAUUUUUUGAAACCUAGAAGGCGAAAAUGCAUAAUACGUAAAAAAUUCCUUGCCGGUUUAACAUCAUGUUGCUUUGGUGCAGUGUUUUUUAGCUGGGGGCUGGACAAUCGUAACGAUCCCUUUCGCAUUUGGCAUGGUUUAUUUCAUGUUUGCAUGGGGUUAGGCUUCUAUCAAUUUUUUAUCUCCAUAAGGCGACGUGGAAAGGCCUUGCAUAGUGAAGAUACAAACACUGUGUCUGUGAACAUUGACGUUUAA